Molecule: messenger RNA, 1587 nt
Organism: Arachis stenosperma
Lineage: Eukaryota; Viridiplantae; Streptophyta; Magnoliopsida; Fabales; Fabaceae
Exons: 6
Coding region: 1-1587 (528 amino acids)
Biological process (GO): DNA repair; telomere maintenance
Molecular function (GO): DNA helicase activity
Source: RefSeq, a predicted model, not a curated record
AUGACAUGCAAUCUUGAGUGGGAUGAGAUAAAGCGUUUACUAAGAGGUACUGGCCUUAAAGCAGAGGAUCGUCCUGAUAUUACAUCAAGGAUUUUCAAGAUUAAGCUAAAUAAGUUGAUCAGGGAUUUUAAGUAUGAUGACAUUUUUGGAAAGAUUUCAGCAUAUAAACAUAUAAGACCUAAAUUAUAUGCUACUGUUGAGAAAUUCAUGGUUCAUGGUCCAUGUGGGAAGCAUAACAAGAAUAGCCCUUGCAUGACUUCAGAUAAUGGUCAUGUUUCUCCUAUUGUAGAUGAGAUUAAAAACUAUUAUGAUUGUAGAUAUAUAUCGGCAUGUGAAGCUGCUUCGAGAUUAUAUGGCUAUGAUAUACAGGUGAAAGAGCCUGUGGUUAUCAGACUUCCAUUUCACUUACCAGAUGAAAAUCCUAUUGCUUUUAAGGAUUAUGAGAAUAUUCAAGAUGGUUGCACCAGCUUUGAAGACUUAUGUAUUGUUGAUGGUGUUGCACACAGUAGUUUCAAAGAAGCAUGUUAUGCAUUAGGUCUUCUACAAGAUGACAAAGAAUUCAUUGAUGCUAUUAUUGAAGCAAGUACAUGGGCUUCAGCUAACUAUGUUCGUGACCUUUUUGUCAUGCUUCUAAUAUCCAAUAACAUUGCUUGCCCUAAUUUUCUCUGGGAUAGAUGCUAUAAAGAAUUGUCUGAGGAUAUCUUAUUUGAACAAAGAAGGAUUCAUCAUUUGGAAGAUCUUCAAUUGUCUGCUGAAAAGAUCAUGAAUUUGACACUUGCAAAGCUUGAGGACAGAAUGCAAAGUAAUGGAAGGUCUCUUAAAGAGUUUGAGUGUAUGCCUUACCCGUUAUUAGAUGAUGUAAAUGUUUUAGAGGAUCGGUUAGUAUUGGAUGAACUUAAUUUUGAUCGUUCUUUACUUACACAACAAUAUAUACAGUCGCUAAACACCAUGACAGAUGAACAACGUACUGCAUUUGACAUUAUCAUAGAUUCUGUAAAUAAUGACCGUGUCGGGUUUUUCUUUUUAUGUGGUUAUGGAGGAACUGGGAAGACAUUUAUAUGGAGGACUCUUUCUGCUUAUUUAAGAAGUGGUGGGAACAUUGUUCUCAAUGUUGCUUCAAGUGGCAUUGCUUCUUUAUUACUUCCUAAUGGUCGUACUGCUCACUCAAGAUUCAAGAUACCAUUAAGCAUAAAUGAGGAUUCUAUUUGCAACAUAAAGCAAGGCACUCCUCUUUCUAAGCUGAUAUACCUUCCCUUUGGCGGCAAAGUUGUUUUACUUGGUGGAGACUUCAGGCAGAUUCUUCCAGCAAUACCAAUGGGCUCGCAUCAAGACAUAGUGCAAGCAUCCAUUAGUUCUUCUUAUCUAUGGCAAUUUUGUACAGUCUUAAAGCUUUCAAAGAACAUGAGGCUUACUGCUGGAGGUACUAUUGAAGUUGAUAAUGAUCUCAAAGAGUUUGCACAAUGGUUAAUUCAAAUUGGCGAUGGGUUAGCAGGUAAUUCAACAGAUGGUGAGUCUGAGGUAGUCAUCCCUAAAGAUAUUCUAAUUAAUGAUACUACCUUGAAUAAAGAACAAUGGCUUACUAAGUGA